UGCUUAUAUACUACUGUAUGCGAUCUUUGUUUUCAUUUUCUGUUUUGCAACGCCAACUUUGUCCUCGUUUCCAGAAGUUUCACUUUUUCCUUAACUUUCAUUUCGACUGUGCGGAGUUUGUGCGUGAUCCUUUUUUUCUUCUUUAUCCAUGCUGAAGAGGAAUAUGAGGAUCUUCUUCAAGAGAAUCGAUCAAGGGUUUGAGGGACAGUUGCUGUGAGUUCCCCUCCUCCAGAUAAAGAUGGACCCUGCGGCGGUACGCGUCCUCCGGACCAUGCUGGUGCUGAUGGUUUUUCACCCUGUUACCUCUGUGUCCUGCCCCCGGCCCUGCUCCUGCCCCCAGCCCACUGAGCUCCACUGCACCUUCCGCUCACUCCUCACCAUCCCAGAAGCUGUGCCUAAAUACGUGAAGCGCAUGAACCUGGGAUUCAACAGCAUUCAGAAAAUCACCGACAAAUCACUACUUGGUCUUCAGAAGUUGGAGCUUCUGAUGGUUCAUGGAAACGAUAUCCAAACUCUGCAUGAUGGAGUGUUCAGGGACCUCGUGUCACUACAGAUGUUAAAGAUCAGCUACAACAAGCUGAAGGAGAUCAACAGACAUACCCUCCGGGGCCUGUGGUCUGUGUCCAGGUUACAUCUAGACCACAAUCGACUGGAGUUCAUCCACCCUGAUGCCUUCCAGGGUCUUACCUCCUUGCGGCUGCUGCAGCUGGAGGGCAACCAGCUUCAGCAGCUGCAUCCAGCAACGUUCACCACCUUCACUCUCAUGGGCCAGUUCCACGUGUCCACUCUGAGGCACCUCUACCUGUCAGACAACCUACUUACAUCGCUGCCGUCCGGGCUGGUGGUGACCAUGUCUCAGCUCGAAAACCUGUACCUCCAUGGGAACCCGUGGAACUGUGACUGCAACAUGAACUGGCUCCAUGACUGGGAUAAAACCUCACCAGGUGUAUUGAAAUGUAAAAAGGACAAGGCCCUUCCUGGUGGUCAGCUGUGUCCUAUGUGUUUGUCUCCCAUGCACCUUGAGAAGAAAGAGCUCCUGGCUAUGGAGAACCUGGUCUGCAGCAGCCCAGUCAUCCGUCUUCCUCACAGGACUUCCCCACCCGAGGACACUGAAACCGAGGUCUUGACUACAGAGAACUUCAGGGAACCAUUUGGAAACAUCUCUCUGGGCCUUUCUGAUCAACAUGGAAAUGAGGUGGAUCUGGAGUGUUCGGUUGGCAUUCCAAGACAGAUUACCAAGAUCAACUGGGAGCAUGUCAACCAGCUCCAGCUGGCCUCCAAUAUUACUUUUUCAGUGGAUCUUGAAUGUCCUGUUGAUAGAGACAAGUACGAGCGACUGUGGAGGCUAAUUGCUUACUACAGCAGUGUGCCAGCCCACUUAAAAAGGGGAAUCAUGCUCAGCCAAGAACCUCAUCCAACCUAUGUCUAUAAACAGGACUCUGAGAAGGAUGCCCUCUACUAUACAGGCAUUAAAGUCAACGUCAUGGCCCAGCCGGCAUGGCUGAUGCAAGCAUCUGCUGAGCUUCAGCUGAACAGACUUCAAUCAUCAGCCAAGAAAGUCAAAUUGAUCCUCAGCACAGACCUCUCAGAGAAAGUUGAAGUAGAGCAGUUGCAGAGACAAAAAAUACCAUGGGUCUUAAUUGAGUCAACAAAUUCGACUCGUAAAGUGUUAAGUGCUAUCCUGGGAAGUCAAAAUCAAAUGCACUGUAAUGUGCACAGUUCUGGGCAAGCAGUAGUUCACUGGAUGCUACCAGAUGGCUCCAAAGUGAAGGCCCCAUACAGCAGCCCAGACAACAGGGUGUCUGUGUCCAAUAAUGGAAGGCUGGUCAUUCAAUCUGUCAGCCACACAGACACAGGAAUUUACUACUGCAUUGCUAAUGUUCAUGGAGACCUGGCUGCUCUGUCAUUUCAUCUGACAGUGCAGGAAUCUUCCAACCCUCCCCCCGGAGAGGAUUCCUCGAAUUCACCCACAGAGGUAAUUGUAGGAAAGCCCUUGUCCCUACCUUGCAGGACAUCUGCCUCCCCCGAUGCUGAAAUUAGCUGGAUUCUCCCAAGCAACACCAUCAUUCAUGGCCAAGACAAAUCCUCCAGAGCUUUGGUCUAUUCCAACGGCACUCUACAUAUCUCACAGACUCAGUUAUCAGACAGUGGCUAUUAUAAAUGCAUUGCCAUUAAUCAACAUGGUGUGGAUACAGUGGCUGCAAAAGUUACCAUCAUCAGACGCAAUGGGCUCAUGAGGCCUUUGAGGAGGUUUCAAGCAAGACCUCAGUCCGCCUCAGGGGUCAACACAUACAUCCAUCCAGAGGAGGCAUCAGGGGACGUUGAGAUAAGUCCAGAAAUGUCCCCAGUUAACCGACAAGAUAUUGUGAGAAGAAGAAUUCCAGCAGGUGUGGCCCCAGGAAGGAGGGGCAUCCAUCCGUCAAAGAAUAUUGGGCAGAGGGUGCCAGUGCUUAGAAAACCAACAGAAGACAGGAAACAUGUAGUUGAGAGCAAGAGGAGAAUUAAUGUCUCAAAGAGUAAAAUAGACCCAGAGAAAUGGGCUGAUAUUUUGGCAAAGAUUAGAGACAGAAAUACUCUGAAUACUGUAACGUCACAACCAGCUCAGUACACAACAGAGAGGAGACAGAUAGAGCAGACAAGACAGAGACAAGACAUGAUCGAAGGGUCAUCAGACGCCAUGACUGUGCAGGAAAGAGAGAUACAAGAUCGCCCAACAACCCCAAAUAGUCCAGUACAACAUACAGAAAUGGAAACUAACGAGCAAAACAGACAAAGUCAGGGAACAUAUGUAACUUCUAACAGUCAGCACGCACACGUUAUACAUGCUACAACACAGUCACAGACAAUGCAGACCACACACAAGGAAUGGCUGCCAACCCAUGACACAAACUUGGAUCAAUACAUAACUUCAGACACCGCAUUUACCCUUUCACAGACUCCACUUGUUCCCCUGCAGGCGAACACAAACACUGCAAGCAGCAGCACGACUUCUCCAAGAGAUAACUUUAGCACGGAUACAAAUGUUAAUGCAGACGAAACAGCUGAUUGGACCAACACAUCUGAGAAGAGUGAGAAUACGAAUAGACCGAAUGUUGUCGCCAGCUCUAAUAAUGACAGAGAGCCUUCUUCCAGUGGAACUGAAAUCAUCUCUUUAGUCGAACGCAAUGAUUCAGAGACGAGCCAAGAAGAAAGUGGAAAAUAUCUGCAAGAGGCUACAACAAUAUCAGACAAGUAUACUCAGGCAGAGAACACAGCACUUGAUGAUUUGCACUUUCAAGCAAUGCUUACAACAUCAUUUGUGACAACCACCCUUGUGCCCACCACUGCAAGCACUUCAACUGUAGCACAGUUCCUGCGCCUCGACCAGCCUAACCAGCGGAAAAGGAAUGGGAAUCGGAGGAAAAGACCAAACAGAAGAAAGCUAAAGCUGAAUGAACCCACCCAGUUUACUGCCGCCACACCUGUAAAUGCUCCACAUGCAACAGUCAAGACGACUGCCUCCACACUGCUAAAAAUAGAGCCAUUAGAAGUUACAAAAGCCAAAUUCAAUACCACUGUUCCAUUCACUAGAGGCCAAGCAGCAUCAUCAGGAAGACUGAGUCACAAAGAAAACCCAGUCUCCAGGCAUGACAUUGAGCCAGCCACCAAACCCUCCUCACUGCCAACUUCUCUCCCAAAAACUAAGGACCCCCUUCAACCCCUGGCCAAACCACUAUUCAAAAGCACAUCAGCAGCACCAUCAUUUCCAUCAGCGUCUCCAGCAGUGGGUCAUGGAAAGACAAGUUCUCAGACAGCCUUGCGAGUCUCAGAAAAUACAUCUCGAGAGCACUUUGAUAUGCUCACAUUAACCACAUUGCAGACAUUAACAGGCAGACCUUUUCCAACUUCUAGACUUUUAGAGACAGUUGGAUCAAGUAUAACAGAAGACGUUAGGCAUUUGCCAUCUUCUAACAAUUCCACUGUGGAUUUUCAGGCUGUAAGUGUGCAAAGAGAUGCCAAACAAUACCCAUCCAUUGAAAUUGGAAGUGGAAAGAUGCUUGUGACAGAAUCUGGGACGCAUUUUUCACUGCUGCCAUCUCCAACUGCCUCAUCCUCUCCCUUGAGUGAGCAGGCAUUCAAGACAACAUCUGAACACACUUCUAGUGACAUAACUACAUCUCAGAGUUUGCUUUUUGAUGGUCAUUUGGAGACAGAACAGGUUACAGAGCGGAAACCUUAUCAGUCUGAGGGAUAUUAUAAUAAAGUCAGUCAGCAUACAACCCCAAGCGGUGAAUCAGACGUGAAAACGGCAAAUGUUGAUAUUGUGAAUCCUUCUAUCACAAGUACCACCAAAACCACAGCUCCCCCUACCACCGCAUCAAUUCCUGAUUCCUUGAUCCCAUCCCAAGAGGCGUUACAUACCACAUCACCCAAAACAUAUCCCGAAGGAGUUAAUGUAGGACUAAAGACCACUGCCCAGGAUGGCCCUAGGAUCACAGUCCAGCAAAUCAAACCCAUCAUUACCACAACGGCUUGGGGAAUAUCAGACUACCAAUCUGCAACUGAGUCACCUGACCACAAAAUUACAUCCUUUGCCUCAAAACUCACCAGUGGGCAAAUACAUAAACAGGCCACUCCUACCCCAGCAAGUCCUGCAAUCCAAACUAAUCAAUUUCGAGAGGAACUGUUGACAAAUACCCAGGAUGUGUCCAGUGCGCACCAGCUACCUGGAAGAGGAUCUAUUUCAAGAGGGAAGCCACGGAUAUCGGCGAGCAAUGUCCAAACAUUCACAGUGAAAGCUGAAACAGAUGCUCAACUUCCUUGUGAGGCUGAUGGAGAGCCAAAGCCGUUCCUGUCAUGGACUAAAGUUGCCAAUGGGGCAAGUAUUGCGCAGAGCACCAGGGUUCACAGGUUUGAGGUCCAACCAAAUGGUACAUUAAUCAUCAAGAACACACAGCGCAUGGACGGGGGUCAGUACCUGUGCAAGGUCCAGAACCAGUAUGGUACAGAUCAAAUGGUGGUCAACCUUGUGGUCCUGUCUGAGCAUCCUCGGGUGCUCCAGCCUCUGAACCGAGACAUGACAGUGCAGCUUGGUGGCAAAGUGGAUUUGGAGUGUGAAGUAGAGGGGCACCCUAUGCCUAAAGUCACAUGGUUGCUCCCUAACCAUGUUCGCAUAGCUGCUGCCUCAAUUGAUACGCCCCUUCCACAGCGUGUGGCUGUUUUCGGUAACGGAACCCUCCGGAUCAGCCAGGCCGGUUACACAGACGGAGGUAUUUACAAGUGCAUUGGCAGCAGUGCAGUUGGAACUGACAGUGUCUCUGUCCACCUUUAUGUGUCAGCGUUGCCACCAUCGAUUCAACAGACACCAAAUGAAAACCUCACCCUUCCAGAGGGCAGCGAUGCCUACAUCCACUGUACCGCCACAGGUGUCCCUCAACCUGUCAUUCACUGGAUCACGUCUGAAGGCAUACGACUCACUGCUUCCCAGUUUCUCACUGGACACAACCCCUCUGUCUUUCCUAAUGGAACCCUCUACAUCAAGGGAUUGGGCCCGGGAAAUGCUGGGAGAUAUGAGUGCUCAGCCAGUAACGCAGUGGCAUCCAGCAAGAGAACCGUGAUCUUGAUUACCAAGAAGAAUCCGUCCUCUUCCAAGGCAAGUAUUGCUUCAUCCUCCCCCCGGAGAACAGAUGUGAUUUAUGGAAGAAAUUUGUUGCUCAACUGUGUGGCAACAGGAGAUCCAAAUCCCUGGAUCAUCUGGAGGACACCCUCUAAGAAGCUGGUGGAUUCCCAGUACAGUUUUGACCCCAGGAUUAAGGUCUUCCCAAAUGGCACUAUAACCAUUCAUUCUGUGACCGAAAAGGACAGUGGGGAUUACUUGUGUAUGGCACGCAACAAGAUAGGCGAUGACUACAUUCUGCUGCGGGUCACUGUGCUGACAAGGCCAGCCAAAAUUGAACAGAAGCAGCAGCGAUCCAGUCAGGAGGUGGUGUACGGUGGAGCCUUGAAGGUAGACUGCGUGGCGUCUGGGCUCCCAAGCCCCGAGAUCAGCUGGGCACUGCCGGAUGGCACCAUGGUCAACCCGGAGAAACAGAGAGACCAUGUCAGGGGAGGACGCAGUCGCAGGUAUCUGGUGUUUGACAAUGGGACGCUGUAUUUCAAUGAUGUCGGUACGCCAGAAGAAGGGGACUACACCUGUUAUGCUGAGAACCAAGUUGGCAAAGAUGAGAUGAAGGUCAGAGUUAAGCUCAAGGUUGCAACUCCUCCACCACAAAUCCUGGAUAAAGAUCAAAAGUUUGUGCGGGUUUUCUAUGGUGAGUCCAUUACACUGAGAUGUAAUGCCAAAGGGGAACCAAUGCCUGUCAUCACAUGGAUUUCCCCAACAAACAGAGUGAUUGCCUCAGCAUUGGACAAAUAUCAGGUCCUGGAUGAUGGGUCAUUGGUGAUUCAAAAGGUCCAACGUUUUGAUGGAGGUAACUACACCUGCAUGGCCAGGAACAAUGUAGGACAAGACCAUAAAGUCAUCAGGCUGGAAGUCCUAGUAACCACUCCGACUAUCAAUGGCCUCAGAGAAACUGCCAGUGCUGUCAAGAUAACUGCUGUACAGGAUCAGCGGAAACUGGUGGACUGUGUCGCCAAGGGCACGCCUACACCUCGCAUCAUGUGGGUUCUAACAGGAAAUGUGAUCCUUCCUGCACCGUACUACAGCAACAGAAUGACAGUUCACCAGAAUGGUACGUUGGAAAUCCGGUCAAUCAAAAGGACCGACUCAGGGCAAUUGACUUGUAUCGCUCGGAAUGAAGGAGGGGAGGUCAGACUGCUGGUCGAUUUGGAUGUGAGAGAGGUUGUUGAGAGGCCACAAAUUAGUGGUCCCAAAACACAUAGUCUAUCACUGACUGUGGGGAACGCCAUGACUUUGAAUUGCUCCUUUGAGGGCUCGACACUCCCUCGUGUCACUUGGAUCUUACCCAAUGGCAUACCGUUGCUAAGUGGUGCUCGAUUCUCCAAGUUUUUCCAUCAGCCUGAUGGAUCCCUGAUCAUCAGUAAUCCAUCUGUUGGUGAAGCUGGUAUGUACCGCUGUCUGGGGCAUAAUUCUGGAGGGCUUGUGGAAAGAACUAUCACGUUGUCCCCGGGAAUAAAACCAGAGAUCCACAACAGAUACAACUCUCCUAUUAGCAUCAUGAACGGGGAAAUACUAUUGCUACAUUGUCAAACCAGUGUCGAACCCGUCAGACUAACAUGGACGCUACCCAGUGGGGUUGUCCUCAAUAGACCACAGAGAGCUGGACGAUACUCUGUUCUCCCCAAUGGGACGCUUGCAAUCCAACAAGUGUCAGUCCAUGAUCGGGGGUCCUAUACAUGUCGGGCUGCAAAUGAGUAUGGAAGUUCUCAGCUUUCUGCAGCAGUAAGUGUGAUUACAUACCCACCUCAAAUAACAAAUGGCCCUCCGCCGGUGACCUAUGCUAAACGUGGAGUUGCUAUGCAGCUGAACUGUGUUGCAAAUGGGAUCCCAAAAGUGGAGCUCGCAUGGGAAACACCUGAUAAAACCCGCCUGGUUGUCAGUGCACAACCACGCCUUUUUGGAAACAAGUACCUCCAUCCACAAGGUUCCCUCAUUAUUCAGAACCCCACGCAAAAAGACACUGGUGUCUACCGCUGCACAGCCAGGAAUGCCAUUGGCAUAGACUCCAAAGCCACAUAUCUCAAUGUGUACUGAUGAAUUUCACUUUUCAUCGUGAUCAUUCUCUCUCUGUUUGCCCAAGUAACUGCCUAGUUCAAAUGAGCUAAUGUUUUUAAGUGAUCCAAAUGUAAAAAACUGCUGUCGCCAUGAUGAAACAAUGAGAGGAUUGAAACCUGUAGUUCUGUUCUGAAUGUGUAUAGACGUCAAAGGUUUUAUGGUAUUUGGUGCUCACUAUAUUCAUAUUCCUCAUCCCUAGGAAAUAUCAAUGUGCCUUACUCCUUCAUUGUGCAAUUUAGCUUGAGUCUUCUUACUUCCUCCCCUCCGACAGUAUAUCGGUCUUAACCUCAUGUGUCCACUUUACUAGAAAUAACACCUGUGAAAUGAUUGUGUUCUCCGACAAUGUAAUAGCAUGAAAGAAUAGCUGUAGUUACAGUUUGCAAGUUCCAACUCUUUGACGUGUAACAAAAGGAGGAAGUUCAAUUAUCCAAAAUCCAUCAGCAUCAAACAGUUACAGACUGUGCAAGGUCAGAGAGUUCUGUUAUUAGAUAAAGCGAGAUUACAAUUACACAAUUGUCGGAUCAUCACAAUGUCCAGUAUUAUACACCAAAUGGCACUUGUUUGGUGUUAUAUAUUAUCUUGUCUACCAUGUAGUAAAUUUAUUGGGGACCCCAUUGAUGAGCACAAUUUACUUCAGUGACAUUUAUUAAUAUUUUUCCAAAAAAUAAUCGGUAAAUACUUUGACUGGAGUUAACAAUUUGUUAAUGAGGUUGAGAUAUAAGGUCAAUUACCUGCUUAACCCCAUCUUUUUGACCUAUCUUGCCAUUUUAUGACACAGUUGUAUCAUCGUCAGUCUCAGGUGUUGAUAGUAGUCUAAUUCAAAAAGUCAAUGUCAUUUUACUGUUAUUUUCGUAUUCUGUCCACCAUAGUGGCCUUUAUUGUCCUUUGCCUUUGCUAGUAUAUGGAAGGAAUUCUGGUGUAUUUCAGGGCACAGUUUCAAGCCAUACAGGCUCUCCGCUAAAUUGCUGCUUUUUAAAGUUAUUACUUUCUUGGCUGUUAUUUAUAUUGCCAUCAUCAGACCAAGUACAUUUUCUUAGGAAGCAUUAACCCAUAAUUAGCAAACAAAUGGAACGUUUUAGGAGAUGGCAAUCAAUAUGGCACUUUGAAUCUCAGUGAACAAUGCAGAAAAACCUAUUUGAGCAAAAUGGAUAUUGUCCAUGUGGGAAGGUGCUGUUGACUGUAAACACUGUGAUUCAGUGAUUCACAUUAAAACCUUGAUUAUUUGGCUUUGCAGCAUCCUUAGCAGUCAAUUAACCUUUGUUGACACUGGACAGUUGCUUCUGAUAAUGACAAAUAAUGUCAAGCUGUGUCAACGGUCUGUUUUUCUAACUUGGAAAUAUUGUUUAACUUAAUUAAAGAAUUUAUUGAAAAUGUAUAAAAAUGUAGCUGGGAUUGUCUGUUUUAGGGCCUUAUUUGAGAUAAUGAUUAAUAUCCUGUGCCUUUCCAUUAUCUGAGUCAGAUAUAUGAAUAAUGUUUUUAUCCUGUUCCCAGCAAGUUCUAUGUCCUCAUUUGUAAAUAAUGUCUUUGAUAGACUGUAAUGAACUUCAAUUUCCCCAUAGUUUAAUAUAAGAUUUCCACUCCUUACUACUACUCCUAGUCAAAACAAAAACCUUUAUUGCACAGUCAGGGAAAGCAAAAGAUUGGAGAAAUAUGUCUAAAGAAUGUUUUCAAUUUAUAACUAAAAUAACAUCAAUGAGUGGGUAUAUUGUUUUGAAAAUUAAAAGGCUCAAAAUAAAUAUC
Molecule: messenger RNA, 9454 nt
Organism: Platichthys flesus (European flounder)
Lineage: Eukaryota; Metazoa; Chordata; Actinopteri; Pleuronectiformes; Pleuronectidae
Gene: mxra5a
Product: matrix-remodelling associated 5a
Exons: 8
Coding region: 239-7693 (2484 amino acids)
Cellular component (GO): extracellular region
Molecular function (GO): protein binding
Source: RefSeq, a predicted model, not a curated record